This is a messenger RNA of Eimeria acervulina, 1134 nucleotides long. RefSeq names its product enolase 2, putative. Gene Ontology annotation, molecular function: phosphopyruvate hydratase activity; magnesium ion binding. The record is from RefSeq and is a predicted model, not a curated record. The transcript is spliced from 5 exons. Gene Ontology annotation, biological process: glycolytic process. Bases 1 to 1134 code for a protein of 377 amino acids. Lineage: Eukaryota; Apicomplexa; Conoidasida; Eucoccidiorida; Eimeriidae. Gene Ontology annotation, cellular component: phosphopyruvate hydratase complex.
AUGGUGGCAAUUGUCGAAGUGAAGGCCAGAGAGAUUCUGGACUCUCGCGGCAACCCUACAGUCGAGGUAGACGUGAAGACAGAGCAGGGCUGCUUCCGCGCAGCAGUGCCUUCCGGCGCCUCCACCGGCAUUUACGAGGCCUUGGAGCUCAGAGACGGGGACAAGAGCCGCUUCAACGGCAAAGGUGUACUGAAGGCGGUAGAGAAUGUGAAUAAAGUGCUAGGCCCUGCAUUAGUAGGAAAAGAUUGUCGGCAGCAGAAAGAGAUAGACGAUCUGAUGGUGAAGCAGUUAGACGGCAAUAAGCUUGCUAUGCAAGAGUUUAUGAUAGCACCAACAGGCGCAACAAGUAUAAGAGAAGCUAUUAGAUUAGGUGCUGAGGUGUAUCAAGCUUUACAGAAAUGUGUUAAGAGUAGAUACGGUCUUGACGCUACUAAUGUCGGUGAUGAAGGAGGCUUCGCACCUAACAUUAAGAACCCUAAAGAGGCUAUGGAUCUGCUUGUUGAAGCUAUAAAGUCUGCGGGACAUGAAGGCAAAAUUAAGAUAAUGACAGACAUCGCAGCAUCCGAGUUCUUCGACGGUAAUACUAAAAACUACGACUUAGACUUCAAGACGCCGAACAACGAUAAAAGUAUGGUGAAGACAGGACAGCAGCUCAAGGACGUGUACAAGCAGUGGGCAUCGGAGUAUCCGCUGGUAUCUAUUGAAGACCCGUUUGAUCAGGACGACUUCGCGUCUUAUGCAUCAUUAACAAAGGAGAUAGGAGACAGAGUGCAGAUAGUCGGAGACGAUUUGCUUGUAACAAACCCGACAAGAAUAGAGAAGGCAUUGAAAGAGAAAGCAUGCAAUGCAUUGCUGCUUAAGGUUAAUCAGAUCGGAAGCAUUACUGAAGCAAUUGAAGCAUGCAAGCUUGCGCAAGAAAACGGAUGGGGUGUAAUGGUCUCACAUCGGUCAGGAGAGACAGAGGACUCUUUUAUAGCAGAUUUAGUUGUUGGUCUACGUACAGGCCAGAUUAAGACAGGUGCUCCUUGCAGGUCUGAGAGACUAUGUAAAUAUAAUCAGCUAAUGCGUAUUGAAGAGCAGCUAGAAGGCCGAUGCAAAUAUGCAGGCAGCAACUUCAGAGAGUUCACCGCUUAA